UUCAUGGAGAAAGUUCAAAAUGACCGACUUGUUCAAAAAGCCCCCAUGAUUAUUAAAAAAUAUAAUAUAUAAAAAACCCUCUUUCCCGUUUUCUUUCAUUUCAAAUCCUCUCUCUUCUCUACGCGUUUCUUCUCCUGAAUGUUGAUCACCUAAUUCAUUCUGAUUCUGUAGCUAGAGCUCUAUAAUACCCUUCUCUUACCCCUUUUUUUUUUUCUUGAAUUUUUCUUACCCAGAUUUUAGUUUCUCUCUUUCUAUCAGAUAUUAGGUUUCUUGUUUUUAUUUCUUUGCUAUUGUUUAAAGUUCCAAAUAUGAAAAGGGGUAAAUCGGAUACCAGAUUGGAUAAAUUUGACGUGUUUGUGUCCUUAAGCAGGCAAAGAUCGAUUCAAAUCCUGAUUGGUGUAGGUGUUUUGUAUAUACUCCUUGUAACUCUAGAAAUCCCCUUUGUGUUCAAUACUGGUUUUAGUGCUGUCUCUCAAGAAACCCUGACUCGCCCUUCUCUGCUUCAAAGCGAAGAGGAUUUGCAGGAUAAAGAUGCUCCAACUCGGCCUCUUCUAUGGGUUUCUCACAACUCGGGCCAACCAACUCAGUCCCAAACCAGGGUUGGAAGUUACAAGAGACCUCCCGUUAAUAUUUUGUCAAGUUUGAAUUUUGACCCGAAAACAUUUGAUCCCACUAAAAAAGAUGGGUCGGUGGAGCUCCAUAAGAGUGCUAAGACUGCUUGGGAGGUGGGGAGGAGGCUUUGGGAAGGGAUAGAGUCCGGUAGGCUUCAGGUUUCAAAAGUUAACAAGCCCGAGAACCUAUCCGAAUCAUGUCCUCAUUCGGCUACGCUCUCUGGUUCGGAGUUUUUGAAGCGAGGGAAGGUAGUAGAGUUGCCGUGUGGGCUGACAUUGGGUUCACACGUGACGGUGGUGGGGAAGCCGAGGGGGGCCCACGCAGAGAAAAACCCAAAGAUAGCGCUGUUGAAAGAGGGGGAAGAGCCGUUGAUGGUGUCGCAGUUUAUGAUGGAGUUGCAGGGUUUGAAGACAGUGGAAGGCGAGGACCCGCCAAGGAUUCUGCAUUUCAAUCCGAGGUUGAGAGGAGAUUGGAGUGGGAAGCCGGUGAUUGAGCAGAAUACUUGUUAUAGGAUGCAGUGGGGGACUGCCUUGCGUUGUGAGGGUUGGAAGUCUAAGGCUGAUGAGGAAACAGUUGAUGGUCAAGUGAAGUGUGAGAAGUGGAUCCGUGAUGAUGACAAUCGCUCAGAGGAGUCAAAGGCCACUUGGUGGUUAAGCCGGCUGAUAGGUCGAACUAAAAAGGUUUCUGUUGACUGGCCAUAUCCUUUUGUAGAGGAAAAGCUGUUUGUUCUAACACUCAGUGCGGGUUUAGAGGGUUAUCAUGUUAAUGUUGAUGGGAGGCAUGUCACCUCUUUUCCCUAUCGCACUGGUUAUACUCUUGAGGAUGCCACGGGGCUGACGGUGAAUGGAGACAUUGACGUUCACUCUGUAUUUGCUGCUUCGUUGCCCACCACACACCCUAGUUUUGCUCCUCAGCAACAUUUAGAGAUGUCACACAGAUGGAGAGCACCACCUCUUCCUGAGGUUGCGGCAGAACUUUUUAUUGGUGUGCUCUCUGCAGGCAAUCAUUUUGCUGAGAGGAUGGCUGUGAGGAAGUCUUGGAUGCAGCAUAGGCUUAUUAAAUCAUCUAAUGUGGUAGCUCGUUUCUUUGUAGCAUUGCAUGCCAGGAAAGAAGUGAAUUUGGAGUUGAAGAAAGAGGCAGAAUUUUUUGGUGACAUUGUUAUUGUGCCUUACAUGGACAAUUAUGACCUUGUGGUGUUAAAAACUGUUGCCAUUUGUGAAUACGGAGUACGCACUGUGCAAGCGAAGUAUAUUAUGAAAGGUGAUGAUGACACAUUUGUUAGAGUGGAUGCAGUCAUUGAUGAAGCAAGGAAAGUUCCUGAGGGUAGGAGCUUGUAUAUUGGAAACAUAAAUUACUAUCACAAGCCACUUCGAUAUGGUAAAUGGGCAGUGACAUAUGAGGAGUGGCCAGAAGAAGAUUAUCCACCCUAUGCAAAUGGCCCAGGCUAUAUUUUGUCCUCUGACAUUGCGCAGUUCGUUGUUUCCGAGUUUGAGAGACAUAAGUUAAGACUGUUCAAAAUGGAAGACGUGAGCAUGGGCAUGUGGGUGGAGCAGUUCAACAGCUCAAAACCUGUGGAUUACUCGCACAGCUUAAAGUUCUGCCAGUUUGGAUGCAUCGAUGGCUAUUUCACUGCACAUUACCAAUCUCCGAGACAAAUGAUCUGCCUUUGGGAUAAAUUACGAAAGCUGGGAAAGCCCCAAUGCUGCAACAUGAGAUAACAAAUCUCAACGCCUGUUGGGGAAAAGUCUAAGUGCUGGGACAUGGAAUUAUGGUCACGAUAACACUUGGUGACUCGAGCGAAUGUGUGCAAUGCGACAAUGAUCAGAGUCUUGGAUUGUUAUUCUGGAGAAAAGUCGAGAAAAGAAAAGUUCACAGGAAGAAGUUUUGCAGUGAUAGCAACAAAUAUUGUAUAUUCUGUGAAGAAGUUGGCUUAGUUAUUUUUCUAGGCAGAACAAAUUGCAGUUCAAAUUCUUUCAUUAGUUUUCCUC
This is a messenger RNA of Jatropha curcas, 2600 nucleotides long. RefSeq names its product Galactosyltransferase family protein. Gene Ontology annotation, cellular component: Golgi membrane. Gene Ontology annotation, molecular function: hydroxyproline O-galactosyltransferase activity; carbohydrate binding. Lineage: Eukaryota; Viridiplantae; Streptophyta; Magnoliopsida; Malpighiales; Euphorbiaceae. The record is from RefSeq and is a predicted model, not a curated record.